Molecule: messenger RNA, 2521 nt
Organism: Hermetia illucens (black soldier fly)
Lineage: Eukaryota; Metazoa; Arthropoda; Insecta; Diptera; Stratiomyidae
Exons: 4
Coding region: 351-2435 (694 amino acids)
Source: RefSeq, a predicted model, not a curated record
GUGCGGUUUAGUUUGCCAUGGGUUUAUACGACGGAUAAGGGUGGACAGAAUAUUCCGUUGAAUAGUUUCUAAUUUUUCUCCAUUUUAGACUUAGAAAUUAUUUUAUGGUUUUAAUACCGGACAGUUUCAAAAUUAUUUGCCAAGCUUCACUCUUGCGGCUGCUCCUGUGUUUAUGAAGAAUGUUGAUUUUUACUACUUCAAGGCAGGGUAGUAGCGGAUAGAGUAAAAGCUGGGAAUUCUUUCAUUAUUUUACAGUCAAGAUGCUGCCAUUAUCCAGCGGAUGAAGUGAGCGGCAAGUUUUUGCGGACGACUAUUCUGCAGUUGGUACAGAAUACAAGUUUCCCUUCGAAAUGGACCAAGAUAAAGUCAUUGAAGAACUUACCGCAGAAUUAAAAAAACUGACAGAGGAGUCAAUUCGAUUGGAAAAGCAAUUACAGCACUGUGAAAGAGAGUUAGCCCAACAAGACCGAGACGAAGUUGACUUCUAUGAAACGCUUCACAAAAUGCAGUUGGAGGCAGCCAGGGCGCGUAAUUAUGCCAUUCAACAAAGACUAGAUCAAGCAACGGCAGAAUAUAAUGAAAUGAGGAAGCAGCUUAAAAUCUUCUGCAAUGAGGCAGGCUUCAACAAAGGUCCAAAACCUCCAAGGCAGGAAGAAGUUGAUUAUAACUUUUGUAAAGCUAACCGUGAAGAUGAGAGGUGCAAAACACCUGAGCACGUAACCCCAUCUUACUGCAAAUUACGCCCAGAUAAAAGAUGCGAAAAAACUAUUUCUUUCUGUAAAAGAGCAUUUGAUGAUGACAGUAGAUGUCAGCUGCUUGACUAUGUAUUCUGUAAAAUAAAGCCAGAGCAUGAGAAAUGCAUCGCAGGUGAAAAUAUAACUAAAAGUUUCUGCAAACUGCGCGAACAUCCCCUAUGCAAAGCGACCGAUUCUUAUUGCAAAAGAUUCAAAGGAUAUGAUCCCAGGUGUGCAUCUGACGCACAUCUGGUCAAUCAUCUAUUUUGCAGAACCAAUAAAACUCAUCCACUAUGCAAAACACCGGAGAUAGUCACUUCCAGUUAUUGUAAAAGGCGUGAAAACGCAAAGUGCAAGAUAACAAAAUCGUAUUGUGAAAGAUUCGUCGGGUAUGAUGAAAGGUGCAAACGAGAACCAGAUGGUCCUCCUAAACCAGAUGGUCCUCCUAAACCAGAUGGUCCUCCUAAACCAGAUGGUCCUCCUAAACCAGAUGGUCCUCCUAAACCAGAUGGCCCUCCCAAACCAGAUGGUCCUCCUAAACCAGAUGGUCCUCCUAAACCAGAUGGUCCUCCUAAACCAGAUGGUCCUCCUAAACCAGAUGGCCCUCCCAAACCAGAUGGCCCUCCCAAACCAGAUGGCCCUCCCAAACCAGAUGGCCCUCCCAAACCAGAUGGUCCUCAAAUAUACGAUGGAUCUGGCGGACCUAGCAAUCAAUUUAACAUUCACUAUUUUCUGCAAACAUCAGAAAAUGGCUCUUCUUGCCAAGGGUGCAAGGAAAAGGAAAAUGGAGUGACUGAAUCUUAUCAAAUAAAAUUACGAGCAAGGACAGGUCAAAAGGUUUCCCCUUUCUACGCAGAAUCCAAACAUCCUCCCUCCUCCUAUGCAGAAUCUGAACAUCUUCUCUCCUCCUAUGCAGAAUCUGAACAUUCUGACCUUUCGUACGAAGAAUCUGGAAAACCAGGGUAUCCUACAGAUCGGAAAAGAUAUCAAAAGUUGAAUUUUGAGUUGUGUCGAAAAUAUGCAGAUCCCAGGUGUGCGUACAAUCGUGAUUGGUGGUCGCUUGACAGUUAUUGUAAAAUAGCAUACCAUCCCGACUGCAAGAAGACAGUUUCGUUUUGUGCUAAAUUCGAAAAAAAGGACGAGAGGUGUCGCGUGAUAGACCACAUAUAUUGCAAAAAUCAUAGGAACGAUCCUCGAUGCGCCUCAGCGGAAGUAACCGAUAGCUACUGCAAACGUCGUGCUGACAAAAAAUGCAGAAGAACAACCUCCUAUUGCCAAAGGUUUGCAGGAGACGACGAAAGAUGUCCAAAUAUUGAUCACGGAUGGUGUGCGAAAUAUCCUGAACAUGAAAAGUGCCAAGUUAGGUAUCCUCCUACUCACAGUGGUUGCAGACUUUUUCCUAAUCAAACUGCAUGCAAGCCCACCCUCUCUUAUUGCAGGAGAUUCUUUGCAAUUGACCAAAGGUGUCGUAAAGUUAAUCACACUUACUGCCUACUCAAGCCUAGUGACGAGCGCUGUAGGACACGAACGGAGGUGACAAAAAGUUAUUGUAGACUUCGACCCGAUUGCAGAUGCCCUUUGAACGAAUCUUACUGCAAAAAGUUUUGGUUUUUCGAUAUCAACUGUUACGUUUACCCUAAACCUCCGAAAGAGUUCCUUAAUGAACCCAGUGAGCGUAGUGAAUAUAGGAAGAAGAUUUAAGCAAAAUGAUUUUUGUACUGAAUUUUAUUUGAAACGUUAUGGGAUAAAAUCUAAAUUUUUUGAAAUAAAGUAGAUAACAUUCGAGA